AUGAGAAUUUUCUUUGUAGCCCUAACAAUUUUGCCUAUUUUGUCCCGCACUGAAAAAGGUUUGAUACCAUCGUCUAUUAAUUCUAAUCAUCUACCUGCCUACACUAGCUUCAUGAGCGAAAUUGAACUAAAAAUGGGCCGUCUUAUGGAAGAGUAUCAAAAUUUGGCUUUGCUGAUGACCAACGCCAGAAACGCUCUAUGCCCUACUCCACCUACAUAUGCUCCGUGGUGUAUGUACAAUAAUUUUAUAAUGAGAAUGUAUAAAAAGCUGAGCUCUCUUGUGCGAGCAUACGGAAGCCUGACAAGAGUUUGCGCAAACGAAUACGAAGCUUUGAAGCACUUUCCAGGAACAAGCAACAAAUCGCAAGGAAUUAUUAUUGUCAGGCUUUUUGGCGCCAAAUUCAAAGCAGCUUCUGUCGCCAGCGUAGUCGAGAAACUGGCUCUUCAACUCUCUCUAUGGAAUACCUCUACUCCUGCGGAAACCAUGCUAAGAAUUGGAUGUGCGUUGGGAGAACGAAUGACUAAGGAGAAUGAAACUGAAACGUAUCACUCGGGUAAUCAUUCCACUCGUGAACCGCCGAUGAAGGUUGUUUGCGUUCUUAAAUAA
Molecule: messenger RNA, 606 nt
Organism: Cylicocyclus nassatus
Lineage: Eukaryota; Metazoa; Nematoda; Chromadorea; Rhabditida; Strongylidae
Source: the annotation of a GenBank genome assembly